GGAAGCCCAGACGAAUAAGCAAAUGCCAAGACUUGGCCAUAUCUCAUCCACACAGGUCACAAGUAGUUCUCAGACAGCCCUCACCAUACAACACAACCCGAAACAGAGACAUAGCAUUCAGAAACAAGAUUAGAGUGUUCGGAGAGCGGAUUAAACAAAAAUGUCAUCUGCUUCUCCGAUUCCCUGCAUCAGAAUCCUGAACUCUGCUUCUCCUUCUUCUUCUUCCUCUUCUUCGUCAUCAUUGGCCUCGUCUUGUUUCAGAUUCUCUCCGUCUAAGCCAUGCGUUUUCACCGUCAGGUGUUCCCAGACUGACGGCCCCUUGAGGAGACCGGUGGCUCCUCCUCCCCUCCGGGAGCCCUCUCCGCCGUCGACGCCCAUCCCUCCUCCGCCGUCUCCCUCUUCUUCCGCCGUGUCGCCCACGCCCACGCCCACGCCGGUGGGUUUCGAGGAGGGAAAGGGUGUGAUUACGCUCGAGUUCCAGAGGCAGAAGGCGAAGGAGCUGCAAGAUUACUUUAAGAAGAAGAAGCUUGAAGCCGCUACGCAAGGCCCCUUCUUCGGUUUCCUUCCCAAGAACGAGAUCUCCAAUGGAAGGUGGGCGAUGUUUGGUUUUGCGGUUGGAAUGCUGACGGAGUACGCAACGGGAUCAGACCUCGUCGAUCAAGUUAAGAUCCUACUCUCCAAUUUCGGAAUCAUAGACUUGGAAUGAGAAAAGUAUACGGACAUGAUAUGAUAUCUCUCUUGUCCCCCCCAAUUCUUGUCGAUACACCUUCUGUCUCUUCUUGCCUGCUUCAUCUGUUACAGCAUCUUGCUUGUAUGCCUUCAUUCUCUCCAUUUUAUGUAUCUUCCAUUUGAUCAGUUUUUUCCCUCCCAUUUUUAA
Tarenaya hassleriana is the source of this 877-nucleotide messenger RNA. Its product is annotated as proline-rich protein 11. Gene Ontology annotation, cellular component: chloroplast thylakoid membrane. The record is from RefSeq and is a predicted model, not a curated record. Bases 161 to 706 code for a protein of 181 amino acids. The transcript is spliced from 2 exons. NCBI's taxonomy places the organism in Eukaryota, Viridiplantae, Streptophyta, Magnoliopsida, Brassicales, Cleomaceae.